Messenger RNA from Astyanax mexicanus (Mexican tetra), 5706 nucleotides. Its product is annotated as Kv channel-interacting protein 2. Gene Ontology annotation, biological process: regulation of potassium ion transmembrane transport. Gene Ontology annotation, cellular component: voltage-gated potassium channel complex. NCBI's taxonomy places the organism in Eukaryota, Metazoa, Chordata, Actinopteri, Characiformes, Acestrorhamphidae. Gene Ontology annotation, molecular function: potassium channel regulator activity; calcium ion binding. The transcript has 8 exons. The record is from RefSeq and is a predicted model, not a curated record. The coding region runs from base 353 to 1030 and encodes 225 amino acids.
AGUAGUAGUAGAAGAAGAAGAAGAAGCGAAUCUGGGUUUGUGUGCCGGGAAUUCGAGAGCGAGGAGGAGGAGGCUACAACCGCAACUCGUGACUGACAGCUUGACUUUCACCUCACGAGCGAAGAGGAGGAAAGGAGGAGGAAGGUCUGAAAGCUAGAGGAAGAGAGAGAGCAAGAGAGAGAGAGAGAGAAAGAAAGGAGGAGGAGAAGGAAGAAGAGGGAGAGCGAGAGUGAGCAAAGAGAGCAGCACAGCGAAGGAGCCACGUCCGGCGAUUCCCCCUCCCCUGAUCUUAUUCUUCCCGAUUGUUGAAGCAAUCAACUAAUCGACCAAUCGACCAGUCGACCGGUUGACCAUGAGCCACUGCAGAAAAAGGUGCAAGCGGCAGCUCAUCAAGGUUGCACGAUACUUCUACAGGUUCCUCACCGGCACCUUGACCCAAGACAGUAUCGAGGAUGAUUUCGAGCUCUCCACCGUCUGCCAUCGGCCGGAGGGUCUGGAGAAACUUCAGGAACAGACCAAGUUCACCAAGAAGGAGCUGCAGGUUCUUUACAGGGGCUUCAAAAACGAAUGUCCCAGCGGUGUCGUGAACGAGGACACUUUUAAAAUCAUCUAUUCCCAAUUCUUCCCACAAGGAGAUUCCAGUACGUAUGCACACUUCCUCUUCGAGGCUUUUGACACUAAUAAGAAUGGAUCGGUUAGUUUUGAGGACUUCGUCAUCGGUCUGUCCAUCAUCCUCAGGGGGACGAUAAACGAUCGGCUAAACUGGGCCUUUAAUCUCUACGAUCUCAAUAAAGACGGGUGCAUCACCAAAGAAGAGAUGCUGGACAUCAUGAAGUCCAUCUACGAUAUGAUGGGGAAAUACACGUAUCCGUGCAUGCAGGAGGACGCUCCCCGAGAACACGUGGAAAACUUCUUUCAGAAAAUGGAUCGUAAUAACGACGGCGUGGUCACCAUCGACGAGUUCAUCGAGUCGUGCCAAAAGGACGAGAACAUCAUGCAGUCCAUGCAGCUGUUCGACAACGUCAUUUAGGGUGGUGCUCUGGUGGAGGAGACGGGGACGGGGUCCGCGAGAGACGACCCAGACCUGGAAGAGUUCAGCCGUGCGCUGACCGGCCUCCUGUCCUCCUGUCUCCCUUCGUCUCCGUGCAGCCGGAGGACCGCCGCCGCUGUCAUUCCCCCCGUUUCUUUCUUUCUCCCAGAGACCUAGUGGAAGAUGCAUCAGGGCUGGCUUGUAGACCCACUCCAGUACGUCCACGUUCUUUUGUUACGUUCCCGGAGGAGUUUGGGCGGAGACCGGCCGGACUAGACGCAACGCCGGACCCCUGGACGGAGUCCAAACCUGGAGGAUAGCAUGGACCUUGGCUACGAGCGAAGGGAACCGCACAAACCAACGAACUGGAGGUUCUCGCGUGCGGACGACGGCGCCACCGCCAUCUUUUUUCUGAUCGCUGACUGGUUUUCUUAACGCAUGAUGUCACGACUAACCUAACACGACUUAGUGUACCUAUUACGUUAAGCUAGUCCAAAGCCUGUCUGUCGUCCUGCUCGUACGUCCACACGUGCCUCGCUCGGACUGUGUGCUGUCGUCACCGCGUGCCAUCACCGAGAACCCCGGGGCGGAAGUAGCCCCGCCCACGUAGGCUCCACCCUCCCUCAGCAGCAGCCAAUAGAGAAACCACGUCGUUCUAUGCCUGUACAUUCCAGAGGAGACGUCCGAGGCGACUCCUAGGCCUUGAAUUCCCUUAGCUGUUCCUAUUCUUGACUGUUCCUUUGCUGUUGAGCGAAAUUCUUCCUUUAUAUCCCCUUUAUAUCAAGCGUCUCACCAAGUAGAGGAACUUUUAACCAUGUGUCGUAACUUUUAACCAAGUGGAACCAAACAAAACCAUGUAGAACCAAGUGGAAGAAACAGGAAGUUCUAUUAUGCUGCAUUAGUGUUUCCCAAUGUUCUCACUGUAAUCCCAUGCCAGUUAUCACCAACCUCCUAUCAUUGCUGCUCCUGCUGGUAACACCGAUACGUCCAUCGACACCGUGUACCAUCAAAGUGGCGAAGGCACUUAUAUAUUUUAUAUGUUUUAUUCAUCAAAAAAAAAAUCAACGUGUUAUCAUCCAUGUUAUCGUCUUAGGCAUGACUUAGGCAAGAUACAUUAAAAAUAGACACACUGAGACAUAUUGAGACAUACUGAGACAGACCGGAGACCAGCAGGCGUCUUCAUGUAUUACCUGUCCACCUGACGCCAAAGAGUUCAGCCAUUCAGUCUGCCAACCAACGCCGUCAUCUGCUUCUACAGACAUCGGGAACCAAGACCCAAACCCAGGUCUAGACCUAGAACCAGACCUAAACUCAAACCCAGGCCAAGACCCAGGCAUGGAAUCAAGUGGAAAAGCCAAAGCCAGACCCAGACUCAAAUCCAGACCAUGACUCGACUCAAAUCCAAACCUUUACCCAAACUCAGACUAAGAACUAGACUCAAACUCAGACCCAGACCUAGACCCAAAUACUAAUCCAGGCAUAGACCCAUAUUUAAAGCAAGACCCAAACCCAGACCUAGACUCAGACUCAAAUCCAAAUCUAGACUCAAACUCAGACAUAGACCCAGACCCAGGCCUAGACGAGACCUAGACUUGGACCUAAACCUAAAAACAAACCCAAAUUGAAACCCAGACCAAAACCCAGAAACAAUCCCAGACCUAGACUCAAAUCCAAACCCAGACUCAAUCUCAGAACUAGACUCAAAACCAGACCAAAAUAUAAAUCCACACCCAAAACUAGACUCAAACUCAGACCCAGGCAUGGAAUCAAGUAGACAAUCCAAACCCAGAUCUAGACUCAGACUUAAAUCCAAACCGAGACCUAAACCCAGGACUAGACUUAAACCCACAUCCAAAUCCAGACCCAGACCUAAAAACAGAUCUAGACACAAACCCAGACCUAGACUAAACCCAUAUCCAAUCUUAGACCUAGACCUAGACCCAAAUCUAGAUCCAAAUCCAGACCCAGACUUAAACCCACAAACACACUAACUGCUUAUUAAUUAAUCACACACUACAGGGUUCACUAAAUGAUCAAACGUUUCUUCUACUGCAUGCAGAGUUUAUUCAUUCAUUCAUUCAUUCAUUGCUGACUCACACGUGCAAAAGCACACAUACAGCUUGUUUGGUUUAUGUAAAAGGAGAAGUACUGCCAUUAGAAUAGGACUGGAUUGGAAGACAGGUUUUUGACCAUCCAACAUUGAGUGCAAUCAAAUCCUCACAGCAGUGUGCUGUAGAAACAGUUACUCCAUCAAAAGCAGGAUAAAAACUAGUAGUGUAUCUAUUUCACAUUAUCAUCAUCGUGCUUUUUUUUUCAUUUCUACAGUAUUUUACUUUUGUUUGUAUCCAGUAUUGUGAGGAAUAGAAUGGGUUUAAAUGACAUAAGCAAUAAUAUUAAUAAUAGUAUUGAUAAUAUAUUGAUAAAGGCUGAGCAGUAUUGUUGCUGGUUAAUGAUCUAUCAAUAGAUCAAUACCCACCCGUCCCUCCUUAGUGGUAACAGAGGUUUGUUGGUUCAGGGGUCCUGAAGUGGUUCCUCUUCACGCAUUUCUGAAUAUAAUUAGCAUAAUUAUGCAAAUGAGCGAGUCUAAAUGCCAGGGAAUUAAUUAGGAGGACUCGUUUGGUCACAUGAUGCCCUCGUUAGAGAAACAUCUCUCUCCGGCGCGAGGUUAAACUCGUGUAGAGGGUUUUAUUCACGAGGAAGAACUGGGUUUAUUGUGUAGAGGUGCGUGUGGAAUUUAAUUGGCUGUAUUGACAAUAUAGUUAAUAUAUAUAUUAAUAUAUAUUUUAAUAUACAGUACCAGUCAAACAUUUGGAAACACAACUUUUUUUUCUCUGAUUUAAUGUUUUUUUUUAAUGUUUUUCUACAUUGUAAAUUUAUAUAUAUUUAAGACUAUAGCACAGCUAUAAAGCAACACAAAUAUUUAAAAAAGUGUUAAAUUAGAAUAUGCUUUUUUUUCUAAGGAUAUCAUAUCAUAAUUUAAGUAAACUCUGCAAUUCCCACCACUAUUCCUUGCUGGUGUGCUUUGGGUCAUUGUCCUGCUACAGAACCCAAGUAAAACAGAUACAAAUCUCACCACUUAAACCACUUCAGGAGGUGGUCUGAGACACACUUUUAACCUAAAAUUUGUUAUCGGGGCAAAAUAUUGUGUUAAUAUCAUAUCAUGAGUUAAGUAAGCCCUUCCACCACUAUUCCUUACUGGUGUGCGUCGGGUCAUUGUCCUGCUGCAGAACCCAAGUAAGCUUGAGCUUAAGGUCACAAACCGAAGGCCAGAUUUUCUACUUUUAUAUCAGUUGAUCAGGUUUAGAUCAGGGGGUUUAAUGUGGAGGACAAACACAUUUUUAAUGUUCACUACAUAAUUAUAUAUUUAUAUAUGUUCCUUGAGAGUUUUCAUUUUUUAUUGUUUUAAUAUUUAUCUACAAAUGUAGAAAAUAUGAUAAAUAAAGAAAUAAAGCAUAAAAACAUUAAAUAAUAAGAGGAGAGGUUUCCAAACUUUCGACUGGUUCUGUCAAAAUAUAAACAACAAUUUUAAAUAUAUAUAAAAUUUACCAUCACCACCAUCACUCGCACCAUCUUCACUCCUGACGUUUAUCUCGUGUUGAAGGAACCACUUCACCGAGGAUAAUGUGGCUAACAACAAACGGAAGCUAAUUGCUGCAGUUUUAGCAUUAGCUUUGCUAAAUUUGCUUUCGUUUGUUGUUUGCAACUUAAGCGUUCUUAAAAGAACUGUUCCUAAAGAUAAAAGUAAGUUUUAGUUGGUCAAAAACACUGUUUACACCUACUCACUUAAUGUGGCGCAAGAAUCAGGAUUUUAUAUAAGUGUAAACGCACCCAAGACUCACUUAAACCAGAUACAAAUCCAGUUACUCAAACAAAGAACUUCAGGAGGUGGACUGAGAUUAAUUUUAAUCACUCAAACCACAUAGUCUCAGACUAACUAGUGAUUGGACUAGUAUCUGUUUUAAAUUUAAAUUAAAAAGGUGGUUUGAGAUGUACUCAAAACCAAAUACAUAUCUGAUCUUUUAAACCACUUCAGGAGUUGGUCUGAGACUAUUCAGAUUCUAGUCCUAUAAUGUGAACAGGUGUAAACGGUGUUAGGAGGUGGAGUUUGGGCGAAUGUUCUUCCCUCUUCCAGUAUGUAUUUUCUGAACUACAGGUGGUUCACCCUCCCCGGGCGUCAGUAUGAGGUGGUUGCCGUGGUGUUCAGGCAGCUGGUGAGCAGGUAACGGUUGCUAGGCAGUGGUGGUACCUGUCUGUACCCGCAUGUACCGUGUUUAGAGCAAUGAGAAUAAUAAGCUGUUGUAUUAAAGCGUCUCUUAGCUUAGCCUCGACUGGUUGCACUGCAUUCAAAAACUACAUGUAAAUUUUGUACAGCGACAAUAAAAAUCACAAUUGCUAUGCACUGCUGAGUGAGACCUGCGUUUCUGUGACUAAAGAAAAAAAUAAUAAAUUGUGUUUUUAUGGUUGAUUUUACAGGAAAAAACACAACUGACUGGAAAAUUAAGAGGUUUGCAGAUAAUGAUGCUGCUAAAAAUCAAUUUUAUUAGACGUAAGCUACAAUACGUUCACAUACAGCUCUGGAAAAAAUUAAGAGACCACUUCAUCAGUUGCUCAUUGUUGUUUUAUUCUAUAAACUACAGACAACAUUUCUCCCAAAUUCCAAAUAAAAAUAUUCUCAU